AUGGCUGUGGCGCCGACGGAUGCAGCUAAAGAUGGCGUACGCAUGCGCACUACGCCGCUCGAUACAUGCACCCUCUGGCACGGUGCGUUGGGAGGCCUGGAGGUGGUAGACGGUGCGCUGGUAGGCGGCGAGCUGGCUGCUCAUGUGUUGAGCGCGCAAGCGGCGGCCCACGCUGCGGCGACCGCUGCCCAUCAACAACAACAACAACAGAUUGCAGUUCAACAAAUAAAAACAUCGCCAUCAUCGGGUCGCUCGACCCCAGUGGCUACGACCGCCGGCACCACUUCGCCAUCGCCAAGCAAACUCUUCGUGGGCGGUCUCAGCUGGCAGACGAGCUCGGAAAAACUUAGGGAGUACUUCGCCAUGUUCGGUCCCGUAACCGACGUUCUCAUCAUGAAGGAUCCAGUCACACAGCGUUCGCGCGGCUUCGGCUUCAUCACGUUCCAGGAGGCGUCCUCCGUGGACAAGGUGCUCGCAGUGCCUGUUCACACGCUGGAUGGGAAGCGAAUCGACCCCAAGCACGCCACCCCCAAGUCGGCCCCCAAGCCUGCCAAGACCAAGAAGAUAUUCGUCGGCGGCGUCGGCCAGGACACCUCAGCCGACGAGGUCCGCGCCUACUUCUCGCAGUUCGGCCUCGUCGAGGAUGCAGUAAUGCUGAUGGAUCAGCAGACGAAGCGCCACCGUGGCUUCGGCUUCGUAACCUUCCACUCGGAGGAGGCAGUCGAGCGCGUGUGCGAUAUCCACUUCCAUACGAUCAAAAAUAAGAAGGUAGAGUGUAAGCGCGCUCAGCCUAAGGAAGCGGUUGCGGCCGCGCCGCUGGCGCUUGGGAAGCGACUUGUUCUGCGGCCCGGGCGUGGGCUGGUAUACGGUGGCGUGGGCGGUGUGGGCGUGGGCGGUGUGGGCGUGGGUGGAGUGGGUGUGGGAGGCGUGGGCGCGCACUAUCGCUACGCGCCCUACGCGCUGCCCGCUGGUGGAGCCCUAGUUCCACCUGCCCCCGCCCCCGCACCCGCCCUACCGCAGUUUGGCGCUGCCUACUCGCUGGCCGGCGUCGACAUGUCCUCGUUCCAGGGCGUCGACUGGGGCGCCAUGUACGGCGUCCCCAUGUACAUAUAG
This is a messenger RNA of Melitaea cinxia (Glanville fritillary), 1113 nucleotides long. RefSeq names its product RNA-binding protein Musashi homolog 2 (gene msi). Gene Ontology annotation, cellular component: cytoplasm. Gene Ontology annotation, molecular function: RNA binding. The record is from RefSeq and is a predicted model, not a curated record. NCBI's taxonomy places the organism in Eukaryota, Metazoa, Arthropoda, Insecta, Lepidoptera, Nymphalidae. Bases 1 to 1113 code for a protein of 370 amino acids. The transcript is spliced from 4 exons.